AUGGAGCAGUACGAUGUGGUUGUGGUAGGGGCAGGAGUGUGCGGCCUCAGCGCCGCCCACACCUUCUUGACCAUCGACCCCGACUUAUCCCUCCUAGUCGUCGAUCCCAAGUCAACCAUUGGCGGAGUCUGGUCGAAAGAGCAACUCUACCCCGGCCUUCGCACCAACAGUGUGCAAGGCUACUUCGAGUUCUCCGACUAUCCUGUCCUAGCGGCGGAUGUUGGCGUGAAACGUCGUGCCCACAUCUCUGGGAAUCAGAUGCAUGCUUACUUGGAGAACUUUGCAAAGCACUUUGACCUUAACAGACACAUCCGCCUUUGCACCGAGAUCAUACGCGCUCGGGAAGAUGGCGCCGAGAAUGGCGAUGCGGGCUGGACACUGGACUGUGAGAGCUCGAAUCCAGGAGAUGGCGAGAGCAUGAGCACAAUCAGGUGCAAGAAACUGUUCAAGGGACCGGUUGUGCACACCUUUGACCUCGGACGUGCCGCUCCCGGCAUCGUUGACGACGAGAACGUCAAGAACGUCGUCGUCAUCGGAGGCGCGAAAUCUGCUCACGACGCGGUGUACAUUUUCGCGAGCGCGGGCAAACACGUCGACUGGAUACUACCAAGUCGCGGUGCGGUGCCCAUGGCAAAGCCGUCUUCCAAGCUGGGCUCGUGGACAAUCUUUGUCGAAGCGGUACUCAUGUUUCGUCCCAUCACGUGGCUUGGACCGGCCCCUUGGAGCGUCGGUGAUGGCUUUGGCUGGAUCAGACGCUUCCUCCAUGGCACCUCGCUUGGGAAUCGCCUCGUCAAAGGCUACUGGGAGACCACCGGCGGCCAGGCUCUUCAGGAAUCGGGCAUCAUGGACAACCAAAAGGCCCAGGUUCUGCUACCUCGCGAUACGCCAAUGUUCUACGGCACGCAGGUCAGCGCCCUCAACUAUGACACCAACUUUUACGAUCUGUUGAACGAGAACAAAGUAUCAGUGGCCACGGGAAAGAUUGACUACAUUGAUGGCAGUCGGAUUCACAUGGACAGCGGCGAUGUUCUGAACACCGACGCCAUCAUCCUUGCAACGGGCUACAAUCACAGCACAGGCAUUCCCUUGGAGCCGGCAUCCAAAAACCUCAGUCGAGGCUGUCCAAUUGACCUAUCAGAGCACCAAGACAACAUCUACCCCGACCUCGACGCCAAAUCAGACCGGCAAAUCGUCUCUCAGUUCCCUCUAAUGCUCCACGCUCCAUCCAAACCGGAACGCACCCCGUCAUUGACUCCCUGGCGCUUAUGGCGCUUUCUCGCCCCACCAUCACAAAUCAACAACAGCGCCAAAGGGCGCAACCUAGUCUUCCUCAACGCCGUCGCCAGCUUCCAGACCGUCAUCAAAUGCGAAGUGACGUCUCUCUGGGCCUACGCAUACCUGCACGACCGCCUCGCGAUCCCCACUCCAACGGAGAGCGAUGCAAGGCGCGAGAUAUCGCUUUGGACACGGUUUGGCAAAUUCCGCGCCGCGCUGGGCAUGCAGGGCAAGCAGGCGGACCUCUUGCUCGACGGCCUGCCGUAUUACGACCUCUUGCUGAGGGAUCUGGGGCUGAGGAGUUGGAGGAAGGGGUGGGGGUGGAUUGGAGAGGUGUUUUGGGGCGCGUAUUCCGCGCAGGACUAUCGGGGUAUUGUUGGGGAGUGGAUGGCGAUGCAGAAGGGGUUGGGCGGGAAAGAGAAGACGUUGUAG
Neohortaea acidophila is the source of this 1707-nucleotide messenger RNA. RefSeq lists its product as uncharacterized. The record is from RefSeq and is a predicted model, not a curated record. Gene Ontology annotation, molecular function: flavin adenine dinucleotide binding; N,N-dimethylaniline monooxygenase activity; NADP binding. NCBI's taxonomy places the organism in Eukaryota, Fungi, Ascomycota, Dothideomycetes, Mycosphaerellales, Teratosphaeriaceae. Bases 1 to 1707 code for a protein of 568 amino acids. The transcript has 2 exons.